GGCAAAUUCCUCAUCGUGUUCCUCAGAUUGUGAUCAACAAAACCCCCAUAACACAUAUGCAGUUUGACGUCCAGCUUCUUGGUGAUUGCGACGUCAUCAUACCUGAACUCUGCAGACUUUUAGAAUGGGAGUUAGUUCAUAAAAAGCUUAAACCCACUUCAAAACCUGUUCCUUAUCGAUUUGUGGAGCCUAACAUUUAUUUGUUUGAAGGGGCUGUAGUUAAAGGCGAAUUUGGUGAUAUUGAUGUGAAGUCAAAUGUUGAAGGGUUAAAUGAUCAAAAAAUAUCGAAUAUUGAUGAUAGCAAAGAAAUCGAUCACACUGACCUUAAACAGACUUUAGAAUUACCUUCAUCGUCUACCCUGUCCCAUAUAGAAUUAUAA
Messenger RNA from Racocetra persica, 380 nucleotides. The record is from the annotation of a GenBank genome assembly. Lineage: Eukaryota; Fungi; Glomeromycota; Glomeromycetes; Diversisporales; Gigasporaceae.